Aspergillus puulaauensis is the source of this 426-nucleotide messenger RNA. RefSeq lists its product as uncharacterized. NCBI's taxonomy places the organism in Eukaryota, Fungi, Ascomycota, Eurotiomycetes, Eurotiales, Aspergillaceae. The coding region runs from base 1 to 426 and encodes 141 amino acids. The record is from RefSeq and is a predicted model, not a curated record. The transcript has 2 exons.
AUGGUGGUCCUGUAUGUGUACGCGAUCCAGCAUACAGGUCCCUCGGAGGCGUUAAGUCCUUACCUAGAAGCUGCGACUCGAUGCAAAAAUCAAAUGUCCAAUGCAGCCGAGCCUGACUCUCUUGCUUCACGGUACUGUCUUGUGCUCGAAGAAUUACGCGUGGAGGCAGUGGGACGAUCUACGCAACCGGUCACUGACAAUAAUAUAUCCACAACGUCUGGGACUGUAGAAGUGCUUGGGGGGUCAGCACCUAUGAAUGACAACGGCGGCUCACCUGUAUUGAUGCCAGCAUUUGACAACCAAGAGGGCGCGCUGGACUUCUACGCGAGUCCCCAAAGCUCGGGCAUUGACAUUACCGGUUGGAUGGAGUUUGAAUCAAUGUUUUUUCCAACCGCUGCAGGCUUUGGUCCUGAUACACACCUCUAG